Messenger RNA from Hyaena hyaena (striped hyena), 1554 nucleotides. RefSeq names its product cholinergic receptor nicotinic delta subunit (gene CHRND). Bases 1 to 1554 code for a protein of 517 amino acids. The record is from RefSeq and is a predicted model, not a curated record. Gene Ontology annotation, biological process: monoatomic ion transmembrane transport; signal transduction; chemical synaptic transmission. The transcript is spliced from 12 exons. Gene Ontology annotation, cellular component: postsynaptic membrane; neuron projection; synapse. NCBI's taxonomy places the organism in Eukaryota, Metazoa, Chordata, Mammalia, Carnivora, Hyaenidae. Gene Ontology annotation, molecular function: transmembrane signaling receptor activity; acetylcholine-gated monoatomic cation-selective channel activity.
AUGGAGGGGCCGCUGUUAACGCUGGGGCUGCUGGCUGCCCUGGUCGUGUGCGACAGCUGGGGCCUGAACGAGGAGGAGCGGCUGAUUCGGCACCUGUUUGAAGAGAAAGGCUACAACAAAGAGCUCCGGCCUGUGGCUCACAAGGAUGAGAGUGUGGAGAUCUCGCUGGCCCUCACGCUCUCCAACCUCAUCUCCCUGAAAGAAGUUGAGGAGACCCUCACCACUAACGUGUGGAUUGAGCACGGCUGGACAGACCCCCGGCUGCAGUGGAAUGCUGAAGAAUUUGGAAAUAUCAGUGUCCUGCGCCUGCCCCCUGACAUGCUGUGGCUCCCGGAGAUUGUGCUGGAGAACAACAAUGAUGGCUCCUUCCAGAUUUCCUAUGCCUGCAACGUGCUCGUGGACCCAUCAGGCUAUGUGUACUGGCUGCCUCCCGCCAUCUUCCGUUCCUCUUGCCCCAUCUCUGUCACCUACUUCCCCUUCGACUGGCAGAACUGCUCCCUCAAGUUCAGUUCACUCAAGUACACGGCCAAGGAGAUCACUCUGAGUCUGAAGCAAGAGCAACAACAGGGCCGCUCCUAUCCUGUGGAGUGGAUCAUCAUCGACCCUGAGGGCUUCACAGAGAACGGGGAGUGGGAGAUAGUGCACCGGCCAGCCAGGAUCAACGUGGACCCCAGUGUCCCGCUGGACAGUCCCGGCCACCAGGAUGUCACCUUCUACCUCAUCAUCCGCCGCAAGCCCCUCUUCUACGUCAUCAACAUCCUGGUGCCUUGUGUGCUCAUCUCCUUCAUGAUCAACCUGGUCUUCUACCUGCCGGCUGACAGUGGUGAGAAGACAUCAAUGGCCAUCUCAGUGCUCCUGGCCCAGUCCGUCUUCCUGCUGCUCAUCUCCAAGCGGCUGCCUGCCACGUCCAUGGCCAUCCCCCUCAUCGGCAAGUUCCUGCUCUUCGGCAUGCUGCUGGUGACCAUGGUCGUGGUGAUCUGUGUCAUCGUGCUCAACAUCCACUUUCGCACACCCAGCACCCACGUGUUGUCUGAGGGGGUCAAGAAGCUCUUCCUGGAGACCCUGCCCAAACUCCUACACAUGUCCCGCCCCGCAGAGGAUGGGCCCAGCCCGGGGGCCCUCGUCCGGAGGAGCAGCUCCCUGGGCUACAUCUCUAAGGCUGAAGAGUACUUCUUGCUCAAGUCCCGAAGUGACCUCAUGUUUGAGAAGCAGUCAGAGCGGCACGGGCUGGCCCGGCGCCUCACCACCACACGCCGGCCCCCAGCAGGCUCCGAGCAAGCUCAAGAGGAGCUCUUCCGUGAGCUGAAGCCAGCUGUGGACGGAGCCAACUUCAUCGUCAACCACAUGAGGGACCAGAACAGUUACAAUGAGGAGAAGGACUGCUGGAACCGAGUGGCCCGUACAGUGGACCGACUCUGCCUGUUUGUGGUGACGCCCGUCAUGGUGGUGGGCACGGCCUGCAUCUUCCUGCAGGGCGCCUACAACCAGCCUCCGCCCCAGCCCUUCCCCGGGGACCCCUUCUCCUACCAUGAGCACGAUAAGCGCUUCAUCUAG